Messenger RNA from Scleropages formosus (Asian bonytongue), 1005 nucleotides. RefSeq names its product proteasome activator complex subunit 1-like. NCBI's taxonomy places the organism in Eukaryota, Metazoa, Chordata, Actinopteri, Osteoglossiformes, Osteoglossidae. The transcript is spliced from 11 exons. Gene Ontology annotation, molecular function: endopeptidase activator activity. Gene Ontology annotation, biological process: regulation of proteasomal protein catabolic process; regulation of G1/S transition of mitotic cell cycle; positive regulation of endopeptidase activity. Bases 30 to 788 code for a protein of 252 amino acids. Gene Ontology annotation, cellular component: nucleoplasm; proteasome activator complex; cytoplasm. The record is from RefSeq and is a predicted model, not a curated record.
GAUCGUCAAAGUGCAAGUCAAGCGGCGCCAUGUCUUCCCUGGAGUUGGCCCUGGCCCUGGGUGCGAGAAAACAGGUGGACAACUUCUGCAAGCACCUUGCCAAUGAGGCAGAGUGUCUGGUGUCCACAUUUUUCCCUCAGAAGAUUGAGGAGAUGGAGAAGGUCCUCCAGACCUCCUUUAGCUUGGAGGACCUGACCUUGCUGAAGGCGCCCUUGGACAUUCCUGUACCUGAUCCGGCCAAGGAGGAGCUGAAGAGGAAAAACAAGGAGGAGGAAGCAGCAAAGAAAGGAAAGAAAGACAAAGAAAAGGAGGACGACGAAGACGAUGAAGGCCCACCUUGUGGCCCGGUCGCCAGCAACGACAAAGUGGAGCAUCUGAUCAAGCUCGUCAAACCAGACCUCCAGACGCUCAAGGAGAAGCUCAAUGCUGUUUCCAUGUGGGUGCAGCUGCAGAUUCCGAAGAUUGAAGACGGGAAUAACUUUGGAGUGGCCGUCCAAGAAAAAGUGUUCGAGUUCCUCACCAACACUCGUACCAAGAUAGAAGGAUUCCAGGCGCAGAUCACCAAGUACUACAGUGAGCGAGGAGACGCUGUAGCCAAGGCCUGUAAACAGCCACAUGUGGGAGAUUAUCGGCAGCUGGUGCACGAGUUGGACCAGCACCAGUACCGCGAGCUGCGCUUUAUGGCUCUGGAGAUCCGCAACACUUACGCUGUUUUGCACGACAUCAUCGGCAAGAACUACGACAAGAUCACGAAACCCAGAGGAGACAGCAAGGCCCUCAUCUACUGAGGUUCGCGUCCACGUCCGGCAAGAGGGAAGAAGCACGCGGAGUACAGGACACAGUAACACUCCUUUACUGUACGUGUAAAAGCGCCCUCCGGGACGACGCGCUCCAGCACAGCACACUUCCGCACAGCACACUUCCGCAGACCCCCACCUGUCAGCAACAUGCUCUGGAAGCCUCGCUCUUUCACUGACUACUGCAAAUAAAGAAGCGAUAAGUGAA